Sapajus apella (tufted capuchin) is the source of this 3754-nucleotide messenger RNA. It is a transcript of the gene YPEL1, whose product is annotated as yippee like 1. The record is from RefSeq and is a predicted model, not a curated record. NCBI's taxonomy places the organism in Eukaryota, Metazoa, Chordata, Mammalia, Primates, Cebidae. The transcript has 5 exons. Bases 435 to 794 code for a protein of 119 amino acids.
GGACGCGGGCGGGGCGCUGGCGACAAGGCGCGCUGAUUGGCCGGCGCCGCGCUCCGAGGCCGUUAACGGCGGCUGGGCCGGGCCACCGCUCCAAAACAAAGGGCAGGCGGCCCGCGGGGCGGCGGCGGGAGGAUGUCUCGCGCCCUGCCUAGGCGCUAACGGCCUCAGCGCGUCCCGGGCCGCGCCGGGAACGCCUGAGAGCCGAGCCCGCGCUGACCGGGCCUGGGCCGGAUGGGCGCUGCGGGCUGGGGCGCGGACCGCGGAGCGGCCGUUCCAUUUUUCUCUUGUCCCAGCUGUGUGGACAGUGCCACACGCCCUCCUGGACAACAACGGCUCUUGCGUGCAUUUUCCAGUGUUUCUUUUGUCAGAGAGGCCAGCAGAGCCGUGGUUCUUCCAGAACCAGCCCUGAGCUGAGUGAGGAGCACCUGGGAGAGAUGGUGAAGAUGACAAAGUCCAAAACUUUCCAAGCGUAUCUGCCGAACUGUCACCGAACGUACAGCUGCAUCCACUGCAGAGCACACCUGGCCAAUCAUGACGAGCUCAUCUCCAAGUCCUUUCAGGGGAGCCAGGGACGCGCCUACCUCUUCAAUUCCGUGGUGAACGUGGGCUGCGGCCCUGCAGAAGAGAGGGUCCUUCUCACUGGGCUGCACGCAGUCGCCGACAUCUACUGCGAGAACUGCAAGACCACGCUCGGGUGGAAAUAUGAACAUGCCUUUGAGAGCAGUCAGAAAUACAAGGAAGGAAAAUUCAUCAUUGAGCUUGCUCACAUGAUCAAAGACAAUGGCUGGGAGUAAAGUGAGAACUUUUCCUUCUCCUUCGAAUGCUAUUUUGUGAAAGAAACUGAAUGUAAUGGAAACUUAGGAGGAUCUGACAGCCUUUCUUGCCCUCUGACCUCAAAGGCUAGUUGCGCAUAGCUGUUGACACUCUCAGCCAUUUCUGUGGGUAAGGUGUCCCAUCUGAUCUGUUCUCUUCGUGUACACGGUUGUUUCUGAAAAUUUUCAAUGAGCUUUUUCAAGUUCUAGAGAAAGAACUAACCAACUGAUGACUAUCCGCCUAGUUAAUACCUUCCUUUUACCUUUGUCUUCAAUAUAGUUGGGGUCUGCUUUUUUUAGGUUCAGUAGGAAACCAAACUGAGUCUUUGAAGACCAUCGGGACAGGUUCUCUCUAGAUAGCAAGUCUUACCUUUUUUCCUUUUUUAGAGAAAAGGUAUUGUAAGCCCACCCUCCAUCCUGCUUUUUUUUCUUAAAUUCACAGAACUUCAAAUUGGCUAUUCCUCUUGCAAAUGAAUUGUUAAAAGUACAGUGUUCAUUUAAGAAUCUUCCAGAGGCCUCCACUGACAUUUUAGAUACACUAUAGAGAAAUGUGUCUAGUGGAACAUCUUAUUUAUGCCAAUAGAUUCCUUAUCUAGAAAGCAGGUGAGCUAGUUCUUAGAGAAGGCUGUCCCGGGGGGCUACAGAGGUGCCGUUACUGAGGGGACAGCCUCACAGUGUCUGGUACUGGGGGUUGAGCCCUCAGUGGUGAAGCAGCUUAGGUAUCAGGCAGUUACUGAGUGGCUGGUCCAUGUCAUUAAAGUAACCCACUGGACGGAGUAAAAGUCACAUUUAAUUUUCUACCCUGGAUGUACUUGAAGAAAAAGAAUUAUUUUUGCAUAUGAAAGAGUCCAGAACCCACAGGAAAAACUUCAAAACUUGAGAUUUGCCAGAAUAUUUUAAAAUUCGCUCAGAAAAGGUUAAAAUGACAAGUUUAGCCUUUGUGCAUGCAGAUGGCUGGCCUGCUGGACACAUCACCCCUCCCUGCCUGAUGCUGUCCCAUGUCACAUAAACUGAUAGAGGGGCCUGUGGAAUUUCCUAAGGCCUGUGUUUCUGCCACAUAGUUUAUUAUAAAUUCCAGUCCAUCCACCUGCCCUCCACUGGGAGUGGGUACCCCAUAAAGGGUUUAGGUCACUUUGCAGAGGAUGGAGGCCAAAAGCCACUCCCAGAUAAAUUUGGUUUUCAACAUUUAGUAACUUGUCUCAGAGCAGAGGGCACGCAGGGGGCUGGGGGAGGCAGAGGAGCAGCAGCUAAGAGAGCACUAAGCCUGGACAUUUCUCAACCUGGCAAGUGGCUCUGAAGCUGCCUUCAGACAAAGCUAGUCUAAGGGCAAGAGUGUGAGCUGGUAGACAAGAACCUCCUGCCCAGUUUCACACCUGCCCCGACUGUAGCCCCUCCUAAACCCAGACCUGUGGCCCAGGCAGGCAUUGGACUGUGCCCACUCAAGUUCAUUGCCCACAUACAGCAUGCCUUUGGGUACUAUCUCUUUGCCCAAGCCUCAAAGCCUUGGAAUGUGGGAAAUGCCACUGCCCUGGUGGGCAUAGCCCUGAGAUGUGUCAACUCGGCAGGAGCCAGAGGCAGUUCCUUUAAAGCACAUCUUCCAUUUAGGAAGGUAAUCCUUAUACUGUCUCGUAAGCCUCCACAUCGUGCUGUGGCCCUGCAAGCUGCUUUCUCCCUGCGCUAGCCUCCCCAGCGUGUUUAGGCUGGCCCAGCACAUCCCUGUCCUCCUGAGCUCGCGUGCAGCCAUCCAGAACCUGGGAGUCACUGCAGGCUGCCGGGUCUCACUGCCAUGGUCUCAAGCCUUGAAGAGGCUCCACCCAUGAGCUGGCACAUGAAGUUAGCAACACCUGUGGCUUUAGUCCAUUGUUUUGAGACUAAGAGGCUGAAAGACACCUUCCCAGCCAGAGGAAGGAGUUCACUGAAAACUUAGUUUAAACUGACCCUUCCCUUCGAGUCUUCAUUCCUUUCCCAUGUGGGAACCCAGCCUCAGAUGCCUCGGGGACUAGGGAAACAGUUGGGGGGCUCGUGCCAGUGUGAGGACAGCAAGGUCCUGAGCGACUCAAGAUGCUUCACUUACAUUGAAGAAUCUUCUAAAACUCUUCCGACCGAUUUUUGUAUAUACUAAAAUUCUAUUUAAAGCUUUUCUAUGUUUUGGGCGAGUUUACUGCUCCUUCUAUUUGAGCACUUUGGUUUUUGUAUUGUCUUUUGUGAUGGCACUGAUUGAUUGAUUGAACAUUUUUUACUGGUAGUCUUAUGACUUUUUUUUUUUUUUUUUUGUAACAUAUAGCAACAAAACUUUUAUCACUUUUUUUGUUGGUCUUCUGCAAAAUACAAGCUCCUUUUUAAACCAAAUGAACUGACCAUGAGCUGGCUUCAGGGGAAGUGCUAUUCAUAAGACCAUAUCCACCACCAUCUUACAUUCCUAAACAAUAGCAUCUGGGACUUUAAAAUCCUCCUUGAGAACAGGGAGGUGAUGUCAGGGUUAUAAAUGGAUUUAAAUGAAACACUAGUAUGUCUGACACACUCCAUUUGCUUUAGGAAUGUGGUUUAGUGUUUUAUACACAGUAUUUUUAUACCUUAAUGCUUAUUCUUUAUGGUAUCUGUCAGAUAACAGAAUCAGAAAUAAGAAUCUUCCCAAAAAUCCAAGUGGUUUUAAUAUCUAAAAAACUACAAAUUAAGCUCUAAAACUACAGAAAUGUAAACCCUCGCUUGCCCAAAGGUCCUUGGGGGCCUAUCCUCUGCCCCAGGGGCAGACAGCCGUGAAGCCCUUCCUGCACCGUGCAGACCACUGGUGAGACUGAAAGGUCACCCACGGCAGUUUCAUGGAGCAAAACUGCCGAGCCCAAGCAUGGGGCCUUCAGCCUCCUCUGUCCUCUGGCCACACUGCCAGCCCUUGGUCCUUAUCUGUGUGAGGUUUACGAAUAAAGCUUCUGAUGUCAAAUGUU